Messenger RNA from Lodderomyces orthopsilosis Co 90-125, 1326 nucleotides. RefSeq names its product proteinase B. Gene Ontology annotation, biological process: proteolysis. The record is from RefSeq and is a predicted model, not a curated record. The transcript has a single exon. Gene Ontology annotation, molecular function: serine-type endopeptidase activity. The coding region runs from base 1 to 1326 and encodes 441 amino acids. NCBI's taxonomy places the organism in Eukaryota, Fungi, Ascomycota, Pichiomycetes, Serinales, Debaryomycetaceae.
AUGAAAACAAGCUUAUUAACUAUUAUUGCAUUGGCACUCACUUCCAAUGCCCUUUUUAUUCCAAAUUACAACGAUAUAAUUGAUGUCUUUAGGGUCGAAGUUGCUCCAAAGGGCCAUAUCCAACAACAAGACGCUAUUACACUUGCUCCUUUGGUUUCCCAUGAACAAGGUAUAGAAAACAAAUAUAUUGUUGUGCUUAAAUCCGGUGCUUCUACUGACGAAUUCAAGAUUGAAGGGAUUAUGGAUGGUAUUUUAGACCGUUUUGACAUUGAUGGAUUCUUGGGAUUUACUGGUCAGUUCACAAAGCCUGCUAUUGAAUUGUUAAGAAGAAACCCAUUGGUUGACUUCAUUGAAGAAGAUAGUGUUGUUCACACUAAUGAAUUUGACAUUGAAAAGGGUGCUCCAUGGGGAUUGGCUAGAGUUUCUCAUAGACAACCAUUGUCAUUAUCUUCAUUUGAUCAAUAUUUGUAUGACACUGAAGGUGGUGAAGGUGUUACUUCAUAUGUUAUUGACACUGGUAUCAAUGUUAAACAUACUGAAUUUGAUGGCAGAGCCAUUUGGGGAAAAACCAUCCCCACUGGUGACGAUGAUUUGGAUGGUAAUGGACAUGGUACUCAUUGUGCUGGUACAAUUGCAUCCAAAGAUUAUGGUGUUGCUAAAAAGGCUGAAGUUGUUGCUAUCAAAGUCUUGAGAUCUAAUGGAUCUGGUUCAAUGUCUGAUGUUGUUAAAGGUAUUGAAUAUGCUGCUAAAGCUCACCAAGAUGCUGUUAAAAAGGGUAAGAAGGGAUUCAAAGGUUCUACUGCUAACAUGUCUCUUGGUGGUGGUAGAUCGCAAGCUUUAGAUUUGGCAGUCAAUGCAGCAGUUAAAGCUGGUCUUCAUUUCGCUGUCGCUGCCGGUAAUGAAACCCAAGAUGCUUGUAACACUUCUCCAGCUGCUGCCGAAGGAGCCAUUACUGUUGGUGCAUCAACCAUUUCCGAUGAAAGAGCCUACUUUUCAAACUAUGGUAAAUGUGUUGACAUUUUCGCUCCAGGUUUGAACAUCUUGUCUACUUAUAUUGGAUCCGACACUGCUACUGCCUACUUGUCAGGUACUUCAAUGGCAUCUCCACAUGUUGCUGGUUUAUUGUCAUACUAUCUCUCCUUACAACCAGGAUCCGAUUCUGAAUUCUUUGUUGCUUCUGAUGGUGUUACUCCAGCUCAAUUGAAGAAGAAUUUGAUUUCAUUUGGUACUGAGGGUGUUUUGGCUGAUAUUCCAGAAGAUACACCAAACAUCUUGGCAUUCAAUGGUGCUGGCCACAACUUGACUGAGUUCUGGAACCACAAGUAA